Molecule: messenger RNA, 1615 nt
Organism: Lineus longissimus
Lineage: Eukaryota; Metazoa; Nemertea; Pilidiophora; Heteronemertea; Lineidae
Product: mucin-2-like
Exons: 4
Coding region: 68-1615 (515 amino acids)
Source: RefSeq, a predicted model, not a curated record
CGUUUCGUAUUAUAACAUCAGUUUUUACACGGAUUCAUAAGAACUAAGAAAGAUCUGUGACAUCAAGAUGCGGAUAUCUUGGAUUUUUGGGGUGUCAUGCCUCCUCGUUUUUAAUGGCAUAAUCGUUGAUGGGUCAACUUCAACUACGACAUCGCCAACCACCUCUACAGCGGCAACCAUUUCAACUGCAUCAGCUACAGCUGCUACAACUGGAUCGACUGCAGCGGCAACAACCGGAUCAACUGCAGCCGCUACAACCGGAUCAACUGCAACUGCGGCAACUGCUACAACUGGAUCAACUGCAGCUGCUACAACUGGAUCAACUGCAGCCGCUACAACUGGAUCAACUGUAGCCACUACAACUGGAUCAACUGCAGCCGCUACAACCGGAUCAACUGCAGCCGCUACAACCGGAUCAACUGCAACUGCGGCAACUGCUACAACUGGAUCAACUGCAGCUGCUACAACUGGAUCAACUGCAGCCGCUACAACUGGAUCAACUGUAGCCGCUACAACCGGAUCAACUGCGGCCGCUACAACCGGAUCAACUGCAGCUGCUACAACCGGAUCAACGGUAACUGCAGCAACUGCUACAACUGGAUCAACUGCAGCCGCUACAACUGGAUCGACUGCAACUGCAGCAACUGCUACAACUGGAUCAACUGCAGCUGCUACAACUGGAUCGACUGCAACUGCAGCAACUGCUACAACUGGAUCAACUGCAGCCGCUACAACCGGAUCAACUGCAACUGCAGCAACUGCUACAACUGGAUCAACUGUAGCCGCUACAACUGGAUCAACUGCAGCCGCUACAACCGGAUCGACUGCAACUGCAGCAACUGCUACAACUGGAUCAACUGCAGCCGCUACAACUGGAUCAACUGUAGCCGCUACAACUGGAUCAACUGCGGCCGCUACAACCGGAUCAACUGCAGCCGCUACAACCGGAUCAACUGCAACUGCAGCAACUGCUACAACUGGAUCAACUGCAGCCGCUACAACUGGAUCAACUGCAGCCGCUACAACUGGAUCAACUGCAGCCGCUACAACCGGAUCAACUGCAACUGCAGCAACUGCUACAACUGGAUCAACUGCAGCCGCUACAACUGGAUCAACUGCAGCCGAUACAACUGGAUCAACUGUAACUGCGGCAACUGCUACAACUGGAUCAACUGCAGCCGCUACAACUGGAUCAACUGCAGCCGCUACAACCGGAUCAACUGCAACUGCAGCAACUGCUACAACUGGAUCAACUGCAGCCGCUACAACUGGAUCAACUGCAGCCGCUACAACUGGAUCAACUGCAGCCGCUACAACUGGAUCAACUGCAGCCGCUACAACCGGAUCAACUGUAACUGCGGCAACUGUUACAACUGGAUCGACUGCAGCCGCUACAACCGGAUCAACUGUAACUGCGGCAACUGUUACAACUGGAUCGACUGCAGCCGCUACAACUGGAUCGACUCUAGCGGCUACAACUGGAUCAACUGCAGCCGCUACAACUGGAUCAACUGCAGCCGCUACAACCGGAUCAACUGCAACUGCGGCAACUGCUACAACUGGAUCAACUCUGUCACGACACCCACGUCUGGAGUGGCUAUUACAACUGGAGUAA